Pseudozyma flocculosa PF-1 is the source of this 603-nucleotide messenger RNA. RefSeq lists its product as uncharacterized. The transcript has a single exon. Bases 1 to 603 code for a protein of 200 amino acids. Lineage: Eukaryota; Fungi; Basidiomycota; Ustilaginomycetes; Ustilaginales; Ustilaginaceae. The record is from RefSeq and is a predicted model, not a curated record.
AUGGCGCCCGAUCCCUACGCGCGGCUGUACCGCGGCAUGCUACCGUUCCACAACUCGUUCCGUACCCACCUCUCUUCGAUCCAACGUCUCCUCUCCACCCUUCCCCCUCCACCGUCGCCGCCGCCAACAAGCACAACCACGACCACGACGACGGAGCCGAGGACGGCAACGCCGACGACGACGACGACGACCAAGACAAGCCUAGAAGCCUCGAUGCUACCCACGGUGACGUCGAUACUUCAGACCUCUCUCACGCUAUGCCACCAUCUACACGUGCACCAUUCGAUCGAGGAGCACCACAUCUUUCCGCGCCUCGCAGCCAAGAUGCCCCAGUUCGGGCAGCACGACCAGCAUGUACGCGAGCACGCGCAGAUGACGCGCCACGUCGACGCCCUCGAACGCUACUGCACCCUGGCGCUGCGCGAACUCAGAAAGGGAAAGGGUGCGGCGGGUGCGUUUGAGGUCCAGCAGAUGAGGAUACUCGUUGGCGCCCUCGAGGACACCCUGCUUCCACAUCUACAGGAGGAGGAGGAGAGCCUCAAAGCGGAGAACCUCAAGAGGGCCGGGUUUGAUGUGAGCGAGAUCAGUAGGAUUCCUUUGUGA